AUGAGGAUGUAUGUUAAACCAAGUGAAGUGAAGGAUGAUGUUAAACUGGAUGAAGUGAAGUACGAUGUUAAAUCGAAUGCUAGAUCAGUUGUUGUUGAGGUUGAGAAAUUGGAGUUUGGCUUUGUAAUAGGAAUGUCUGACAAUGGUUCUGGUAAAAGACAAGCAUUUGUAACAAUGAGAUGCGAUAAAAUUGGCACAUACCAACCACCGAUUAAGAAGUUGAAACGUGAUAAUAUCAAAUCGAGAAAAUGUGAGUGUCAAUUUAAAUUGUAUGGAUACCAUAAGGCGAUAAGAGGUCCAAGAUCUGAAAUACAACAACUCUUGAAGCUUUUGGAUUAUGACAACUAUGUUUCUAGGUACAGAGUUUGUAAGGAUAAAGUCACUAUUCAAGAUAUAUUUUGGUCUCAUCCCGAUUCAAUCAAGAUGUUUAACACAUUCCUCACUAUGCUCAUAAUUGAUUCAACAUAUAAGACCAAGAAGUAUAGGCUUCCACUUCUAGAAAUUGUUGGUGUUACUUCUAUGGAGAAGACUUUUUUCGUGGAUUUUUCAUUUUUGGAUUUGAAAAAAGAGGACAAUGUUACACAGGUUUUAGAAAUGUGCAAGGCUAUGUUGAUGGACCAAAAACAUAUGCAAAAAGUAAUUGUUACCAAUCACGACACCACAUUGAUGAAUUCGAUUGCAAUGAUGUUUCCUAUAUCGUAUGCAUUACUUUGUAAGUAUCACAUGACCAAAAAUGCGAGGAGUCUACUAAAACCUCAUGUGGUAGGUACCAAACAAAUCAACAGUAAAUAUGGAAAAAUAUUCAAAUCUAGUGUGGUGUUGGAAAAGAUAAUGGAUGUCUGA
Messenger RNA from Lathyrus oleraceus (garden pea), 843 nucleotides. RefSeq names its product protein FAR1-RELATED SEQUENCE 5-like. Lineage: Eukaryota; Viridiplantae; Streptophyta; Magnoliopsida; Fabales; Fabaceae. The record is from RefSeq and is a predicted model, not a curated record. The transcript is spliced from 3 exons. The coding region runs from base 1 to 843 and encodes 280 amino acids.